AUGUAUGUACUCGGCUUGCGAGUGCCAUCAGUUGAAUUGGGCGCAGCUUACAUCUAUCUCUACGCCGCAUUUCCGUUGUGCUGUUAUGGCUGGAAUUUCCCUAACAGGUUGUGCAAUAUUCUGACGCGUGAGGGACAUCUCUCUGGGGUUUCUCUUUCUGCCAUCAACCGGACUCUUGCUCGGCAUCCUCCUCCCCAUGCCCCGCCUAAGAGGAUAAGAGAAGGAGGAGGUGGAGGAGGCGCAGGAACAGGAGUCGGAAUGAGAGGAAAAGGAGUCGGCCUGCUCAGGAUCGCAGUCUCGAUCUUGCAGGUUCUGAAGGACUCCCUGCUCGAGAUGAGCCUGGAGGAUAUGGCCAAGUUCUUCAAGAUGAUGAAGAGCUACGAGACUGAG
This is a messenger RNA of Prorocentrum cordatum, 390 nucleotides long. The record is from the annotation of a GenBank genome assembly. Lineage: Eukaryota; Dinophyceae; Prorocentrales; Prorocentraceae.